Messenger RNA from Arxiozyma heterogenica, 624 nucleotides. It is a transcript of the gene ERV1, whose product is annotated as flavin-linked sulfhydryl oxidase. Gene Ontology annotation, molecular function: flavin adenine dinucleotide binding; flavin-dependent sulfhydryl oxidase activity. Bases 1 to 624 code for a protein of 207 amino acids. Gene Ontology annotation, cellular component: mitochondrion. NCBI's taxonomy places the organism in Eukaryota, Fungi, Ascomycota, Saccharomycetes, Saccharomycetales, Saccharomycetaceae. The record is from RefSeq and is a predicted model, not a curated record. The transcript has a single exon.
AUGUCAGAAUCUCAAGAGGACACCUUUUCAUUUAGUGAUAUAUUAUUUGACAAAAAUGGUAAAUUCUGUUUAUCUUGUUCUGCAUAUCGUGGAUUCCAAUAUGUUACCACCAAAAUGAGUGAUCAAUACCAAAUGUAUAGGAAAAAUCAAGAAAUUACUUCGAAUGAUAAAGAAAGUAUCAAUACCGUCACCAGCACCACCACCGCCACUACUACUUCUAUUGUAUCAAAACAAGAUAGUAUUAUUACAGAAUCUGUUAAUAAUGAAUUAAUACCAGGAUCAAGAACUUAUAUAAAAGAGGAUCCACCUGACGUACAAAAAUUGGGGGCAGCAUCAUGGACAUUUUUACAUUCAAUGGCAGCUAAAUACCCUGAUAUGCCGACAGAAGAAGAGAAACAGGAUAUGACCGAAUUUUUAAAAUUAUUUUCUCAUGUGUAUCCAUGUACUUGGUGUGCUUCUGAUUUUGAAAAAUAUAUCACAAAACAUUCUCCUAGAGUAGAAUCCAAGGAAGAACUAAGUAGAUGGUUGUGUGAAGCACAUAAUCAUGUCAAUACCAAAUUGGGUAAACCAAAAUUCAAUUGCAAUUUCUGGAGGCAAAGAUGGAAGGACGGCUGGGAUGAAUAG